Aspergillus piperis CBS 112811 is the source of this 669-nucleotide messenger RNA. RefSeq lists its product as uncharacterized. The coding region runs from base 87 to 476 and encodes 129 amino acids. The record is from RefSeq and is a predicted model, not a curated record. NCBI's taxonomy places the organism in Eukaryota, Fungi, Ascomycota, Eurotiomycetes, Eurotiales, Aspergillaceae. The transcript has 2 exons.
UUUCUUUCUUCCUAUCUUUCUUCAAGGACUCGCAUAGCGUGGCGUGGGCAUACCCUGUCGAUUUUUUUGUUGCUGUAUGAAGGUGUAUGAUGAUGUGGGUUUCUUUCCUUUGUUGCGUUCUGUUAACGGUCCCCCAAGCCAGAUGUAUUGUUUUGUCCACGUGCGAUGUCUACUGUGUUUCCUUUUGUGGCAGCAUUGACCAUUACGAGUCAGGGUCUCUGUCCAUGCCUCAUGGUGUAGACCUUGCUAUUUCUGUGGGCGCUCAAGACCUACCCGUGUCUUGUGUGACGUCCGUCAACGAAUCCGCGUCUGAAAAUUUCCUUCAAUAUUGUCUCCCAGUGCGCUGUUGGCAAGAUGCCCAGCAGCCCUGGACCCUCAACCAACCCAACCCUCAUGACCUUAGAUUCGAAGCCAGGAACAUGGGACGAUCAUUGGUUUCCACCGCAGUUGGCAUCACGUGCCUGCGCCAUAGAUGAUGUCCCAAUGACUUCAGGUCCAAGCACAACACCACCAUCAACUAUCUGGCCGCGUCGUGCAGUAGCACUGUCCAGGCUUCGUUUUUGUCCAAUCCUAGCUGGAUCUGGAUCAUUCUUGGCCACGGUUUAGACGUCAGCCCACAUCGUAUCGCCACGAUUCCAUCCGAGAUACACGGUAUACUAUCUGCUGGAA